Piliocolobus tephrosceles (Ugandan red Colobus) is the source of this 1346-nucleotide messenger RNA. RefSeq names its product MAF bZIP transcription factor (gene MAF). The transcript has 4 exons. Gene Ontology annotation, molecular function: RNA polymerase II cis-regulatory region sequence-specific DNA binding; DNA-binding transcription factor activity, RNA polymerase II-specific. Lineage: Eukaryota; Metazoa; Chordata; Mammalia; Primates; Cercopithecidae. The coding region runs from base 187 to 1209 and encodes 340 amino acids. Gene Ontology annotation, biological process: regulation of transcription by RNA polymerase II; lens fiber cell differentiation. Gene Ontology annotation, cellular component: nucleus. The record is from RefSeq and is a predicted model, not a curated record.
GGGCUCCUCCAGCUUCGCCGCCGCCGCCGCCGCCACCGCCGCCGCCACCGCAGCCCGCGGAGGACCUUCCCGAGCCUGAAGCCGCCGGCUCUGCGCGCAAGGAGGCGAGCGAACAAGGAGGGGCCGGGGCGAGCGAGGGAGCACAUUGGCCCCAUCUGGCGGAGCGGCGGCGGCGGCGGCAGGAGAAUGGCAUCAGAACUGGCAAUGAGCAACUCUGACCUGCCCACCAGUCCCCUGGCCAUGGAAUAUGUUAAUGACUUCGAUCUGAUGAAGUUUGAAGUGAAAAAGGAACCGGUGGAGACCGACCGCAUCAUCAGCCAGUGCGGUCGUCUCAUCGCCGGGGGCUCGCUGUCCUCCACCCCCAUGAGCACGCCGUGCAGCUCGGUGCCCCCUUCCCCCAGCUUCUCGGCGCCCAGCCCGGGCUCGGGCAGCGAGCAGAAGGCGCACCUGGAAGACUACUACUGGAUGACCGGCUACCCGCAGCAGCUGAACCCCGAGGCGCUGGGCUUCAGCCCCGAGGACGCGGUCGAGGCGCUCAUCAGCAACAGCCACCAGCUCCAGGGCGGCUUCGAUGGCUACGCGCGCGGGGCGCAGCAGCUGGCCGCGGCGGCCGGGGCCGGCGCCGGCGCCUCCCUGGGCGGCAGCGGCGAGGAGAUGGGCCCCGCCGCCGCCGUGGUGUCCGCCGUGAUCGCCGCAGCCGCCGCGCAGAGCGGCGCGGGCCCGCACUACCACCACCACCACCACCACGCCGCCGGCGGCCUGCACUUCGACGACCGCUUCUCCGACGAGCAGCUGGUGACCAUGUCGGUGCGCGAGCUGAACCGGCAGCUGCGCGGGGUCAGCAAGGAGGAGGUGAUCCGGCUGAAGCAGAAGAGGCGGACCCUGAAAAACCGCGGCUAUGCCCAGUCCUGCCGCUUCAAGAGGGUGCAGCAGAGACACGUCCUGGAGUCGGAGAAGAACCAGCUGCUGCAGCAAGUCGACCACCUCAAGCAGGAGAUCUCCAGGCUGGUGCGCGAGAGGGACGCGUACAAGGAGAAAUACGAGAAGUUGGUGAGCAGCGGCUUCCGAGAAAACGGCUCGAGCAGCGACAACCCGUCCUCUCCCGAGUUUUUCAUAACUGAGCCCACUCGCAAGUUGGAGCCAUCAGUGGGAUACGCCACAUUUUGGAAGCCCCAGCAUCGUGUACUUACCAGUGUGUUCACAAAAUGAAAUUUGUGUGAGAGCUGUACAUUAAAAAAAAAAAAAAAUCAUUAUUAUUUGCAGUCAUGGAAAACCACCUACCCCUGACUUCUGUUUAGUCUCCUUUUUAAAUAAAAAUUACUGUGUUAGAGAAGAAGGCUAUUAAA